Messenger RNA from Magallana angulata, 3051 nucleotides. RefSeq names its product aquaporin-5-like. The transcript is spliced from 3 exons. Bases 753 to 1655 code for a protein of 300 amino acids. The record is from RefSeq and is a predicted model, not a curated record. Gene Ontology annotation, cellular component: plasma membrane. Gene Ontology annotation, biological process: transmembrane transport. Gene Ontology annotation, molecular function: water channel activity. Lineage: Eukaryota; Metazoa; Mollusca; Bivalvia; Ostreida; Ostreidae.
UAAUUAGGGAUGUUCAUUGACCACGUAUUGAGUGCGUGUAUUAGAGAGGGUAUGUUAAGUAUAUUAUUAUUGUUUUCUGACAAAUUGUUAUUGUAAAAUACUUCUACGUCGACCUAGACCUUUCACACAAAAACCGUAAUUGCAACGUAAAGGUGUCUCUUGGGGGCAAUACUUUAACGCGAAGAGUAGAACAGUCCAUUUCUAUGAUACCCUAGUAUUAUGAAUUGUACUAGUGUAAGGGUAUGAUGGAUGAAAUAUACACUCUCUAUAUAACCCCCUUACUAUGAAUCAAAGAUUCUGUACAUUAUGAAAUUAAUAUUUGUUGAUGCUCGCUGUUCUUUUUUGUCCCGGUCUCUAAUUAUAACGCCAUUAGCGGCCCUCUCAGGGACUGCCUAUCAGUUUGAUUAAUCUAAUGCCUGUUCCCAGGGACCCGCCACAGCGUGUGUUGUUAUUUCCAGCCUCCAUCGACUGCCCACUGUCUCUCUGAUGUAGGGCUAUGGAUCUCGCUGUUUCGUGUUGUAGUUAGAAACAGGCUCGCGUGUCAGAGUCAGGCUCAGUACCCAGGACAGUCACGUUUACAGUCGAUAAAUACACACAAAGUGCUGCCCCGGGCGCAGCGCCUCUCUCUGUCGACCUCCAUUGCAUAUUUCUACAGUUCUUCUUCAUAAUGAUCACCGCGUGCACACACAAAAACAGUUCACAUGUUAAUUUGCUGCACUCCGUAUCUUUGGUCCUAGUUUCCCCCUGGCUUCAUGGAAAGGUCUGCCGCAAGGAACAGCGCUAAGAAGCACGUGUCGGACCGCGACUGGAAACACCGCUGUAGAAUGCUGACCAGUAUUGAUGACCUCCGCUCCCUCCGCUUCUGGAAGGCGGUGGCGGCGGAGUGCUUGGGGUCCCUAUUUCUGAUCCUCGUGGGGUGCGGGUCGUGUGUGGACUGGGACACAGAGAACAAGGUGGUCCGGGUAUCUCUGUGUUUUGGACUUGCCUACGCCACCAUGAUCUGGACUUUCUAUCACGUGAGUGGCGGUCACAUUAACCCCUCCAUCACGUUCGCUCACUUUGUGACAAGGCGCGUCAGUUUGGCGCGAACUGUCCUGUACAUCGUGGCGCAACUGAUUGGGGCGCUGAUCGGGGCCGGGAUCCUUAAGGGUCUCACCCCCUCCACCCGGGGCGGGGCCGCCACGGCUCUCCACCCAGAGGUGACCAGUGGGCAGGGGUUCGGUGUGGAGCUGUUCAUCACGUUCUUCGUCGUCCUUACCUAUUUUGCCACGUACGACAAGAAGCGUAAGGAUCUGAGUGGGUCCUUCCCCCUCACCUUGGGCCUGGCUAUCGCUGCCAGUCAUCUGUUUGCUUACAGCUACACAGGAGCGAGUCUGAACACCGCCAGAAGUUUUGGGGCAGCAGCCAUGGACGGCGAAUGGAGCGAUCACUGGAUUUACUGGUUGGGGCCGUUCAUUGGAGCCACGCUGGGAGGACUGGUCUAUGAUAACGCCUUUGCGCUCAACGCCUCCCUUGAAAAAGCACGCGCAUUCCUCCUGGCCAGCGAAUACGAGCACGACAGUUACCCCGCCAAAAAGACCACCAUCAAGAUUAUUCAGGAGGAGGUGGAGGAAGUCAACACAACACCGGACAAGCCCGCUCUGGAGUCCGCCUAAACCCGGGGGACCGGUCUUUGAAGUCCACCUAAAUUCGGGGAAACGUUCGUUUUGUAGAGAUAGCUACAUGUAUUUUCCUACAAGGAGUUUUUAAUGUCUUCCUCUUUUUUCUCUGCUUGCUCUUCACACAUUUCAUCAAUGGUCCCCUUUUCUUCUUUAUCGGAGGGGUCCACCAUUUCACAGAUCACAACAGACCUUCCAUUAUUAUUGGUAAUUAGGAAUGUGUUGGGUUUGUUCGCAGACAGUGCUAGCGCUAUUGGUACGUCCAGGCCGUCAGCUUUGGUUACGAUCGCCUCCCUUUGCUCGCCAUCCAGCGUAAAUCGACAGAUGUUAUGAGACCAGCGACCGACCACCAGUAAGCUAUCGUCGUGGACAACCAACGCCCGACAGUACUUCAACGAGGAGUCGGCGGGGAUGAUGGAAUACGCACCGGAGGAGGAAAUGCAAUGAAUGGCGUCAAACUCCCAGCCGGUAAAGUAUAUGUUGUGUCUGUCGUCGGAGCAAAUGUACCUCGCCGAACGGUUCCGUGUGGGGGUUGUGCCAAGGAGGUUGCCUUCGACAUCCAGGGUGGCUAAGUGGGUACCACACGUCACGAUCAGUUUGUCUCCCACUCGAGUGAUUCCAAAACAUUCGUAACCAAUAUGGGCAGUCUUCGUCACUUUUAACUCCUCCAGGUGAAGGAACUGUAUCAUGAGUAGAUUAGGAAACGUCAUCACAAGUUGGUGGUCGUCAAGGAGAACCAUAUCACGUGGUUUUCCGUGUAAAGAAAUUUCGUUGAGGAGGUUCCCUUCUUGGUCGUACAAGAGGAUUCUGGGAUUGCCGCUGUCGGCCAGAAUGAUCCUGUCGACAGGGAGACAGACGACACUCGUUAUCCAGGGCGAGGUGCCAUUAGAGCCUCGUUUUACUCCAAAGAUCUUCUGGAUGUUUAUUUCCAUACCGUACUGUAUACGAGUGUUGUCUUCUCUGUCCUUGGACCACGUCAGCUGAUACAGUGUCCAUUGGAGCAGUAUCUGUAUCACACGGUGUAUAUGUGAUAGAUGAUACCGCACACAGAUAACAACAAAAUGGCGGAAAGGGUUCAUAUUGUUAUUGUAAUUACUGUUAUGUAAUACAUAUUUCUUUGCAUUGUCAGUGUUUGAAUACAGGAUAACUUGAGUGUUUUAUCUUAAAUUAUAUUUAUGUAAGUAUAUAGUUCUACAUACAUACUUGAUAGUUGUGUUUGUGAUACAUAUUGCACGUUACCGGAGACACUUGAUCUUUAUCUGAACUGGAGAUGUGAACAGGAAUUGUACACGACGAAUUGAGUUUAUGUGCACAUAUAAACCCAUUGUACUUUUAUGAACUGUCCCUCUGUUUUUAGGUGAAAGCUCAAAAACUUUAAUUAUUACAUUAAGUU